Aethina tumida (small hive beetle) is the source of this 3839-nucleotide messenger RNA. Its product is annotated as titin. The transcript is spliced from 74 exons. NCBI's taxonomy places the organism in Eukaryota, Metazoa, Arthropoda, Insecta, Coleoptera, Nitidulidae. The coding region runs from base 94 to 3804 and encodes 1236 amino acids. The record is from RefSeq and is a predicted model, not a curated record.
CUAUUUUCAAAAUUAUGGUGUAAAGUUGGACAUCAAAUUUAUAUACACAACUGAAUCCAUCUAAUAAAAAAAAGUCAAUACGCUGCCAGAAAAAUGUAUCCUUUCAGUGGGUUUAUGUCAUCCAAUUCACCACAAGCCAGCAACUAUUUCUCAAGACCAUCCGCACAAAAUCAAAGAAGUCGUUCGACUGCGCCAUGUCCUGGUUGCAGAACGCAGUUACCGUCGCCAUUAGAAGCAUCAAAUUGUCAUUCAGAUGAGUUAACUUGUCAGAACUCUCAAAGUCCAGCCUCUGAUUCUGACUUCACUGAAUUGUUUAUGGAUUGUGAUUGUUCGUGUCCAACUGAUUCAUCUUAUGCUGCAGAAACUUCCCAAACUUCCGUGACCAGUAAAUGUUACUCUGAUAAUUCAUUGCCAUAUAGAAGGCCUGGCAACUCUUCACAGACAAUGAAGGUUACAAAAAUAUCUAGGUGUAGGAAACCAGGAUGCCCGAGUAGUUUGCAUCGUGCACCCCAAACUGAUUGCCCGGAAGGUCCAAAUCAGACAACAAGAACCUCUUCUGGAAGUUUCUUGCCAAAUUUUUCAAACUACAUGACGUCUGAACAAAAUUCAGAAAUGUGUCCAUGUCCCCCUCCACAAUGUGAAUCCAUGCCAAGAGGUCCACGUGGCGUCAGCCCUCUACAAAGUGCCUUUACAUCAAGGAAUCCAAAGCAUUCUUCGCCAAGAAGUGCAGUUAUGCCAAGUUAUCCGAAUACUCAACAAUGUCCAGCAAUGCCAAGGCAUCCAAAUGCUGUUAAUUUUCAACAGAGCUCAGCAAUGCUAAGGGGUCCCUAUAAUUCUGUACCAGGAGGUUCAGUCGGGAUGACAAGGCGUCCAAAUGCUGCAAGCUCUCAACAAAAUUCAGCAAUGCCUAGGUGUCCAAAUGCUGUGAGUACUGAAGAUAAUGACUUUUUACCAAGAUGUCCAGGUUGUAUGGGCUCUCCACAAAGUGAAGAUUCAUCAGAUUACCCCAAUAAUAUAAACGCUACAUCAAGAAGUAGAACUUUACCAGUAUGUCCAAAUACACACUUGGCUGCCCCAGGAUAUCCAGGUGCAUCAAGAUAUCCAGGUGUUGCGAAUACUUCUAUAAGUACAACUAUGCCUCUUUCGUCGAGAAAUGCAGUCCCACAAAGAUGUCCAGGUGAUGAGAGUGCUACUCAAGGUAUACCCAGAUCUAGAUGCAAAAUUCCUGCUUGUCCAAGAAAUCUGGUUGCAAUGACAUGUCCAGGUGCUGUGAAUACUUCUAUAAAUACAACUAUGCAUCUUCCAUCGGGAAAUGCAGACCCUCAAAUAUAUCCAGGUGAUGAGAGUACUAAUCAACGUAUACCUAGAUCUAGAUGCAAAAUGCCUGCUUGUCCAAGAAAUGCGGUUGCAAUGACAUGUCCAGGUGCUGUGAGUGUUCCACAAAGUGAAGUUAUGCCAAGUCAUUCGAACCAUGUACCAACUGGUUCUGUUGCACCAAAGUGUCACAUUUCUGCAUGUCCGAAAAAUGUUGCUUCCCAAAGGGGACCAAAUCAACCUGUGCUUAGUAAUGCAAUUUUAAAUACUGUGCCAAUGGAUUCUGUAAUGCCAAAGUGUCACAUUCCUGCAUGUCCGAAAAAUGUUGCUACCCAAAGGGGACCAAAUCAACCUGUGUCUAAUGAUGGAAUUUUAAAUACUGUGCCAAUGGAUUCUGUAACGCCAAAGUGCCACAUUCCUGCAUGUCCGAAAAAUAUUGCUACCCAAAGGGGACCAAAUCCACCUGUGCCUAGUAAUGUAAUUUUAAAUACUGUGCCAAUGGAUUCUGUAACGCCAAAGUGCCACAUUCCUGCAUGUCCGAAAAAUGUUGCUACCCAAAGGGGACCAAAUCAACCUGUGCCUAAUAAUGGAAUUUUAAAUACUGUGCCAAUGGAUUCUGUAACGCCAAAGUGCCACAUUCCUGCAUGUCCGAAAAAUGUUGCUACCCAAAGGGGACCAAAUCAACCUGUGCCUAAUAAUGGAAUUUUAAAUACUGUGCCAAUGGAUUCUGUAAUGCCAAAAUGUCACAUUCCUACAUGUCCGAAAAAUAUUGCUACCCAAAGGGGACCAAAUCAACCUAUGCCUAGUAAUUUAAUUUUAAACACUGUGCCAAUGGAUUCUGUAACGCCAAGGUGUCACAUUCCUGCAUGUCCGAAAAAUAUUGCUACCCAAAGGGGACUAAAUCAAGUGCCAAUGGAGUCUGUAACGCCAAAGUGUCAUAUUCCUACAUGUCCCAAAAAUGUUACUACCCAAAGGGGACUAAAUCAAAUACCAAUGGAUUCCAUUACGCCACAGUGUCACAUUCCUAGAUGUGCGAAAAGUGUUGCUACCCAAGGGAUAUCAAAUCAAAUGCCUAUGGAUUCUAAUACGCCACAGUUUCACAUACCUACAUGUCCGAUAAAUAUUGCUACCCAAGGGGUAUCAAAUCAAAUACCAAUGGAUUCUAUUAGGCCACAGUGUCAUAUACCUACAUGCCCGAAAAAUGUUGCUACCCAAAAGGGACCAAAUCAACCUGGGCCAAAUAAUGCAGUUAUAAAUAAGUGUCCAAAAUCUAUGAAUCUUUUACCACUUCAUCAAACGUCUGCAAAUGCGACACCUGAAAGUACAGUAAAAUCAGAAGCUCCACUGGAUGCAAGUUCAAAGUCAAAUGUGCCAUGGUGUGAGUGCCGCUUGCCAAAUGACGCGGGUACUAUGACCGGAGUCGAUUCAAAAUGUCCAUUCUACGAUGAGACUGGUGACAGAAAACAUGAAAAUUGGAUACCCUCAGCAGCAAAGAAAUCUUGCUUGCGAAGAAACAAAUCCUCCAACAAGAGGAUAUGUUUCGAACUGGAAGACACGAUAAUCAACAAAAUCCAAUACAAAAACGUCAAGUGUCUCUGUCCCGAAGAAAUCGAAAGUCUGGUGAUCCUCGAGGCCAAAGACUGCGACAUCUUCUCACACAUAGCCAACACCUACCUACCCCUUAAUCCCGGUAACUUUGCUGCAAAAAAGAAACUGCAAGAACUCCGCCUACAAAAUCUGCACACGUUUUAUCAAAGCAUGUUCACCUCUUUGCCGGCACCGUCGGCGGACGCGGUGCAGCACGAGCAAAGCCCGGAGGUUUUGGCCAACUUCAUGCAUCUGCUGGAGCAGCAAAUCGACCCGGUUCUACCCCCUCAAGUCCAGUUCAAUCAUUUGUUUGAUAGUAGUAACAGUUCUGGAAUUGGGGGUGGGGGUGAUUCGAUUUAUUUGAGUUCUGUAGCUGACGGUCAUUACCAAGAUGUUGUUGUGCCUUUGGACGGGCCAACCAAUCCCAAGAUCGGUCUCUUUACAAAAGAGUUUAGGGAUGUGAGCAUUAGGUUCAAAAAUUUAGGUGAAGGUGAUGCACCCUCAGAUGACAUAUUCGACUCUAUUAAAUGGAACGACUUUGAUAUCGAAAAACUAAACAAGACGUUCGCCGACGAUACGUUUACAAACGACGACUUUUACACAGCUAGAAAUCUGGGAGCUGAACCAAUCAAGAUGCUAGAUGUGGCCGACCAACCGGAAGAACUAAAAAAGGAUAUGCAGAGUGGAAUUCAGUACUUCGUCGAAGCAUGCACCCCUCAGUAUAUAUCCAGAGUUCAACUUAGGGGACAUAACCCACCCACAUGGUUUCCCGGAUUUUAUUUCUCGUGUACCGAUACGAAAGAACCCAUUGAAGUUUUGAGGAGUCCUAGUCAAGCGUUCCUAAGAGCGUGGAGCGUUUCGGACCCCAGAUGCUUCGACGAGUGCUCUGUUAUAACCUUGUAGACUUGUGUAUAUAAAAAUAUAAAAUUUGGAACAAA